Mya arenaria is the source of this 4138-nucleotide messenger RNA. RefSeq names its product dipeptidyl peptidase 4-like. The record is from RefSeq and is a predicted model, not a curated record. The coding region runs from base 1015 to 3516 and encodes 833 amino acids. The transcript has 25 exons. Gene Ontology annotation, molecular function: serine-type peptidase activity; dipeptidyl-peptidase activity. Gene Ontology annotation, biological process: proteolysis. NCBI's taxonomy places the organism in Eukaryota, Metazoa, Mollusca, Bivalvia, Myida, Myidae.
AUGUCUUUCAGAUGCCUGUUUUUUUCAAAGAGUGUCUUAUUUGUUUUUAUAGAGCGCUCAGUGUAUUAAAACAAUAUAUUCAAAACGUGCGUAUCGAUUAUGGAUAUUAGUUUUAAAUUAACAAUGGAUGUCAGUUGCCGCGCAUUGAAAUACAAUUAGCCUGUAUGGAAAUUGUUAUAAAAAAAGUGGCGGAAAUUUUUAUUAUUUAUAACUUUACUAGGAAUUUUUUGGAAGCUACGUUUUUUUUUACGCUGAUCGAUUGUUUCUUUUUGGAAAGUAAUUACCGUGCAUGGAUAAGUGAUAGAGGGAAAAAGUGCGUUUAAAACAGAUGCAAAAGAACGGUGUGAUGUUUAUUCUAGUCAUACGAUUCAAAUUCUGGUUUCUAUCGGCCUUAUAAAAUAUUCAGAAAGAAGAACAAGUGAUAUUUCGCGUUUGUUUGUGGUAUCGCUAACUCGAUGCAUAAUCGAUGAAAGUGUCAAUCCAUUUUUGCUAAUGAAAUGUGUUUUAUCCAAUUAACUCAAUGAAUCAAGAUCCUUACGGCUAGCAUGUGCUAACAAGUUAGCAGAUUUUUAAACAUCCUUCAUUUGCUUAUUCAGAAACGUUGAACAUAAAAGGAUGAGGAAAUACUCUGGCAAGGAUCUAGGCGUUAUUCUUAAAGAAUUAAUAAAUUAUCCAGUGGAUGGCAUGAAAAAUUAAUGUUCCAUUCUGUUCCGUAUAACUGGCAAUACUGGAGGUAGCGUAUGGCAGUCCUAAUGAAGAAGUUCAGUUACUCUUCUGUAAAGUUGAAUGGCACAUCAGUUCAUUAACGCCGUUAAAUAACCGUUCUUCUUUUACGUUAUUGAAAGAUACUGUGAACAAAAAAUAAUGUAAUUAAUAUGAACUCCAGGAAAACGUCAAAACCAGAUGUUAUCAAUGUAAAAAUAAUAGUUAAAAUUAGUUUACGAGCGAUUAAAUGAAUUAAGAAAGAAUUAAGCAACUUACGUCUAAACCGGAUAUUGUAAACCGGAAGUGACCAUGAAUUCAGCAGCAGGGGCUUCAAAUGUGGUUGUGCACGGAGGCGGGGGAAAACGGAAAAGCAAUGCUCAGCAGCCGGCGGACAUGGAGGAGCUAGUUGGAACCACUGAGGAGAAGCGGAACUGGCGAGGAAUUGUCAUCGCUCUACUUGUGAUUGUCACGGUCCUAGCGCUCAUCGUCACUGCCAUCAUCCUGGUCACACCAAAAACUGAAGAUAAUAAGGAAGGGGAGAAGGUGGACUUUAGAGGGUUUAUUAAAGGUUCCUUUGAGCCUCGGAGCUUCCAGCCUCGAUGGCUACCAGGAGUGGACGAGUCGUUUAUAUUCCGCGACCGAAAUGGGGCGGUUAUGCAUUACGACUGUGAGGACAACAGUACCUUUAUUAUAGUUGGAAACAAUACUUUCAGGGAAUUAAACACAGAUCGAUUCAGUGUUUCAGCAGACAAGCAAUAUAUUCUCUACCAAUAUGACAUUCAUAAGGUUUUCAGACAUUCUACAAUAUCACGGUACAGACUCGUCAAUAUAAAAACAUCUGAGCAAUAUGAGUUGGUUGGUCCCCAUGGCGAACAGUUACAGGUGGUCAAGUGGUCAACUAUUGGUCACUCGCUGGUGUUCGUCCAGUACAAUGACAUAUUUUUCUCACAAGACCCGGUCGUUGGUGAUUUGGAGCAGCUCACGUUUGAUGGGUUUGAAGAUGUGGAAACGCUGUUUAAUGGUGUCCCAGACUGGUUGUAUGAAGAGGAGAUUCUACAGUCCGACUCCGCAAUGUGGUUUUCACCAAACGGACGUCACUUAGCGUACGCGACGUUUGACGACCGUGACGUCAGCUCGUACGACAUGUCGUUAUACGGUGACAUGGUACAUGAGUACGUUAUGACCGCCAGACUUCCGUAUCCUAAGGCCGGUACACGAAACCCGACAGUGAUACUUAAAGUCGUCAAUCUGAUUACGAACAUCACAGUACAUAUACCACUGCCGCCGGAACUUCAGAAUGUGGACCACUACCUUUACGCAGUCACGUGGAAGGACCACAGUCACGUGCUUGCCACGUGGAUGAACCGUGCUCAGAAUCUCUCCGUUCUCUAUAUGUGUCCGAUUGAUGGUGGCUCGUGUAAGAAGAACCUACGAGUAGAUGGGGAGGGAGGCUGGGUCGACAUGUUCCAUUUUUCAAUGUUUACACCGGACGCCAGCAGCUACUUCCUGCUCAUACCACACAGGGACGGAGCAGCCGGCAGCUUCCAGCAUAUAGCCAUGGUGGAUUCCAAUAGCGACAUUCAUACGAAGCCGGGAGACGGGAGCAAGAUUUUCCUGACUGGAGGACGCUGGGAUGUCGUAGACAUCGUUGGAUAUGACGACGUCUUGAAAAUUAUAUAUUUUACAGCAACGAAAAUGGGCGAUCCACGGAAAAGACACCUGUAUAGUACCACUGUCUCCAAGACGCACGAAUCAUUCCGUCAGGUCACGUGUCUGUCAUGUGACAUCAGCGAGGACUGUCAGUUUGUUGACGCCACAUUCUCACCUACCGGGAAAUUUUACAUUCUGGCCUGUAAGGGACCCGCGGUUCCCAGCUACCAUCUAUACUCGAUCGAUAAUGGAUUAGUAAUCACUUUAGAAGACAACACUGAACUACGAAAAAUGUUGGAAGACUUCAGCUUACCCGUGCAGGAGUAUGUACAGAUACCGAUAGACGAGGAUGAGACAGAAUUUAUGUGGGCAAAGGUUCUACUUCCACCAAUUCUGAAGAAAGAUGAAAUUAUCACGUAUAAUAUACUAUUUAAAGUGUACGGUGCUCCUGGUACCCAGCUAAUUACAGAAGAGUUCAGUAUCGGCUGGGAGCAUUACUUGUGCAGUACCCACAGUAUCAUCAUCGUGUCGGUAGAUGGGCGGGGCACAGGCGGGAGGGGCAACAUGUGGAAACAUUCCGUCUACAAACAGCUCGGUCAGCUGGAGGUAGAUGACACCAUUACAGCUGCGAGAUAUUUCAACAGUCUACAUUAUGUAAAUGAGCAGACUGCUAUAUGGGGAAUGUCGUACGGGGGAUUUUUGACUGCAUCCGUGAUUGCUCGGGGAACCGAGGCGUUCAAAUGUGGGCUCGCUGUGGCCCCCGUUACGGACUGGAGAUAUUACGAUACUGCCUAUACAGAAAGAUACAUGGGGCUACCGACUGCGAGAGAUAACCUCGCCGCUUAUAACGCUGUAAACAUAUCAAAACAUGCAUCGAAUUUCAAGUCAUCGCGCUUUAUGCUGAUUCAUGGGACGGCUGAUGAUAAUGUCCAUUUCCAAAACUCUGCUCAAUUCAUGAAAGCCCUUGUAGAGGCUGAUGUCUAUUUCCGCCAGCAGAUAUAUACAGACGAAAACCAUUUCCUAGAUGGUAGAAACACUAAGACACAUUUCUACAACACCAUGGAAGACUUUGUACUUCAGUGUUAUGGCAAAAAGUUUACCUAUGAGGAUCUCAGUUCAGAUGCUUCAGAAAAGGAUAUUGAAGAGGAGGAAGCCGAAUAGACGAUACUGAGACGUUGUUUUGACGUUGUUUUGACGUUGUUUUGACUAUAUUGUGACGUUUAAGACAUAUAAUAUAAUGCGGGAUGAAGGGUGUAAUUGAAGUUCAUUAUUUUGAAAAAGCUACGAAAUUUAAAAGACAAGAUGGUUGAAGACAUGAUAAGGAACCUUUGAUGAUCAAAUGUGACGUUUUGGUACAGAAGGUAUUUGGAAAGGCAUGUGGGCUUUAUAAAUGUGAAAACGGUGUGAACCGCGAAGUAAGAAGUAGUAGAUGGACGAAAUGUGUGGUAUAAGACUUCAUCUGAUGGAAAAUGAUGCACAUAGAAGAUGAUUGCGUCAGAAGUGUUCUUUUUGCACGCAAGUGGUUUUUUCGAAUAACUCUUGAUGACACUGUUUUAAUAGGAUAUUAAAUAACAGUGAAAUGGAUUACUGAUUCCAGUUCGAGUUGAUACGAGAUGUUCGAAUGUUGUGUAAUAUGGACUCUGUAGUAAAGGUGCGUUAAUUGCCGUAUCAGGUGGCAGUAUUGCAUAACUGUGUGAUGACAUAAAAGAAGGUUAUGUAUUGACAUGUAUCCAGGCGGCAUGUCCAAGUUCAUAGAGUUUGGUACAGUUAAAAUGUAUAAUUA